This is a messenger RNA of Lagopus leucura (white-tailed ptarmigan), 1533 nucleotides long. It is a transcript of the gene SERINC2, whose product is annotated as serine incorporator 2. The transcript has 10 exons. The record is from RefSeq and is a predicted model, not a curated record. The coding region runs from base 44 to 1396 and encodes 450 amino acids. Gene Ontology annotation, cellular component: membrane. NCBI's taxonomy places the organism in Eukaryota, Metazoa, Chordata, Aves, Galliformes, Phasianidae.
CCCAACCUCAGUGCCCGCCCCGGGGAGCUGCAGAGGCUGCGUUAUGGGGGCUUGUCUGGGGGUCUGCUCGCUUCUCAGCUGUGUGUCCUGCCUGUGUGGCUCAGCACCAUGCCUGCUCUGCGGCUGCUGCCCCUCAGCCAAGAACUCCACCAUCUCCCGUCUGCUCUUCACCUUCUUCCUCUUCCUCGGUACGCUGGUCUCCAUCAUCAUGAUCAUCCCUGGGGUGGAGAAGGAGCUGCACAAGCUCCCAGGUUUCUGCAAGGGCAGCGACUCAGUGCUGGGGGUCCAAGCUGACAUCGACUGCAGUGGUUUCCUGGGCCACAAGGCCGUGUACCGCAUGGGCUUUGCCACAGCUGCCUUCUUCUUCCUCUUUGCUGUGCUGAUGGUGUGUGUGCGCAGCAGCAAGGACCCGAGAGCUGCCAUACAGAAUGGCUUCUGGUUCUUCAAGUUCCUGCUGCUGGUGGGGCUCACAGUGGGGGCCUUCUACAUCCCUGAUGGCUCCUUUACAUCAGUUUGGUUCUACUUUGGUGUGGUCGGCUCCUUCCUCUUCAUCCUCAUCCAGCUCAUCCUCCUCAUCGACUUUGCCCACUCCUGGAGCCAGCUGUGGCUGCGCAAUGCAGAUGAGAGCAAUGCCAAGGGCUGGUAUGCAGCCCUUUGCACUGUCACCUUCAUCUUCUAUGCUGCCUCCAUCACGGCCAUUGCUUUGCUGUAUGUCUACUACACCAAACCCCAGGGCUGCACGGAGGGCAAAGUCCUCAUCAGCAUCAACCUCAUCCUCUGCGUCAUCAUCUCGGCCGUAUCCAUCCUGCCCAAAAUCCAGGAAGCUCAGCCACACUCAGGGCUGCUACAGGCAUCUCUCAUCACCCUUUACACCAUCUUCAUCACUUGGUGUGCCCUGGCCAACGUCCCCACCCAGGAGUGUAACCCCACACUGCUGCUGAGAAACAGUACUGGCUCAGCUACAGCCACACAGACACUGACAACGUGGUGGGACGCGCCGAGCAUUGUGGGGCUGGUGGUCUUCAUCCUCUGCACGCUCUUCAUCAGCGUCCGCUCCUCAGACCACACCCAGGUCAAUAAGCUGAUGCUGACGGAGGAGAGCGGGGCUGGAGCUGGGACUGAGGCAGCAGCAGAGAGUGGGGUGCACCGAGCCUACGACAACGAGCAGGAGGGCGUCACCUACAGCUACAGCUUCUUCCACCUUUGCCUCCUCCUUGCUGCCCUCUACAUCAUGAUGACCCUCACCAACUGGUACAGGCCUGAUGACAGCCUGCAGGUGCUGUACAGCCCCUGGACGGCCGUGUGGGUGAAGAUCAGCUCCAGCUGGGCCGGGCUGCUGCUCUACGUGUGGACGUUGGUGGCCCCCCUGGUGCUGCCAGAGCGGGAUUUCAGCUGAGCACUGCUGCAGGGUCCCCUCCUUGCCCAGUGCCUUACACCUAGACUCGAGUUUUGCACGUGGGUUUUGUGUCUUCUUGCAGGUUUUCCAUUUUAAUUUAAAAGGGAUAAAGUGCCAAGCAGGGACAAUCAGCGAAA